UUUGUACACCGAAUUCGCUUCAAAUAACAGUCACAGUUUUCCCAAUCAAUUCAUUUGUCAAAAUUAGUCCAAAUUUAUCUGAGAAACCGUAAAUUAAUUGAAAAAAAAAAUGAUCGGCAUAUUGUUAGUUGUCCAAGGACUAAUGUUUGUGGCUGGUUUUCCAGACGGUGCACCGAGUGACACCUGUGUAAAAGGCCGUGCAAAUCAGCCAAAUCAUGGUGCAUCUCGCACUCAAUCACUUCAUACAUUACCAUAUGAUGUCCACGCAACAACGGACUCUUACAAUCCAGGACAACAAAUUCAAGUGACCAUCGAGGGAUCAGAUCACUUUCGAGGAUUUUUCCUGCAGGCACGAGAUGCAGACACAGAUGAAUGGAUCGGAACAUUUAAAGAAAGUCCAAACACAAAAGUAAUUCCAGAAUGUUCGGCAAUAACUCAUGCAGACAGAAAAGAUAAAGAGGCAGCGACAUUCAUUUGGAACGCACCACAACAUAAGAAGGGACGAGUUUAUUUUACAGGCUCAAUUGUUAAAGAUUAUGGUACGUUUUGGGCUGAUAUCAUUGCCAAAAUUCCUGCUAAACAGUAAAACAGGAAAAUUGAAUGGAGAUAAAGCAGCAACGACAUUAUUAUAAAAAUGUAGCAUUCAAUCACCUUUGUUAUUAUAAUGUUUUAUCUUUAAGAGCAUACUGGUUUGCCACGUAAAAUGUCCAUCUUUCGUAUCUAAAUUGUUUUUGAAGUACUUCUGAUUUCUCUCAUUUCGAAUGAUAUUUUAAAUAGCAACUGACAGAAAGCAGGAGAAAUCAAGAAAAAGAACGUAGAUGUGAAAGUGGGAUUUUUUGCAUAUGCAAAACAGUAGUUCAGUUUUAAAACUAUCUCGGUGUAAAAAAAUAAUAAUCUUAAAACGAAAGACGGAAAGACAACAAAAUAAAAUUUUCGAAAUCCGAUUUUUAUCAACUUUCUUGUUUUGUCUAAAUUUGUGUGAUCUUUGCUCUUAAAAAUUUAACAUCUCGUGGAUGUAGAAUAUAAUAAUUCCUGUGUUUUGUUCAAAUAAAUUAUAUUAAUUUGUGAGUAA
Bradysia coprophila is the source of this 1072-nucleotide messenger RNA. RefSeq names its product putative defense protein 3. The record is from RefSeq and is a predicted model, not a curated record. NCBI's taxonomy places the organism in Eukaryota, Metazoa, Arthropoda, Insecta, Diptera, Sciaridae. Gene Ontology annotation, cellular component: membrane.